Molecule: messenger RNA, 1895 nt
Organism: Galleria mellonella (greater wax moth)
Lineage: Eukaryota; Metazoa; Arthropoda; Insecta; Lepidoptera; Pyralidae
Product: putative beta-carotene-binding protein
Exons: 6
Coding region: 93-830 (245 amino acids)
Source: RefSeq, a predicted model, not a curated record
AUUCAUUGAUAGAAACAUGGAUUAGUGGCGCAUAGAAUAUUGUCGUAGGCGGUUUCCUUAAGUUGUAAAGCACUUAUUUCUACGGAACAAAAAUGUAUUGGUUUGCAGUUUAUGUAUUUGCCGUUUAUUGUUUUACUAGUGUUCAUUUAAAACAAAUACCCAGCUACAUUCCAAUAUGCAAGCGAGACCAGAGUACAAUAGAUGAUUGCGUGCGUCACUCCAUCGAAGCGCUGAGGCCAAGGUUGGCUGCCGGCUUGCCUGAGCUUGAAGUGCCGGGCAUAGAUCCUUUCUACAUACCCGAGCUGAAAGCACCCGGGAAUAACCCUGUAAAUGUAGCGGGCAAGGAUCUAAGAGUAACUGGUGUAGGCAAUUUCACGAUUAAAAGUUUAAGCGUGGAUCUGGAUACUUUGACAAUAAAGGUCCGUCUACGUGUUCCGAAACUGCACAUAGAUGGCGCUUAUAAGAUAGACGCCCAAAUUUUGGGAUUGCCGCUCCGUGGCGAAGGAAAUCUUAAGAUUGAAGCCGUGAAAUGUGAUGCGGAUGUUGUUAUAUUCACUGAAAUCUACGAACAAAACGGUGUCGAGUAUUUAAGGUUCACCAAAUUGGACGAUAACAUCAAUAUAAAGGAUUAUUCUAUCAGAGUAGAUGGACUUUUCAACGGGGACCAAGCUUUAGGAGAUGCCACUAAUGCAGCCCUUAACCAGAACCGAGGCGAUUUCAUAAAAGUACUCAAGCCUACUAUCGAGAAAACGGUCUCUGAUUUACUACUAGAGAUAUCCAAUAAAGUGGUAGAUGGUAUUGCUUACGACGAAGUCUUGCCUAAACCUUAAUUUAAAAUAUUUGAUCAAAAAUUAUUUGUUGAAAAAAAAAACGUAAAGUAAAUAAUAUAAAUUUUUUGUUACGUAAUGCAUAUAUAAGUACUUUUAAGCAAAAUAGAAUGACAAACAAGCUGACGGACCGCCUGAUGGAAAGUGGUAACCAUCACUUGUAGACAUGGAACAUAUAAUACAGUUUUGAGUUUGAUUUUAAUACACAGACGUUUUAAUAUCUAUAAAUUCAAUGUAGGAUUUUUUUGUAAUUUUCACAUGAUUUUAUUUAAAAUGAACUCAAACUGUAUAAAAUGAAACAUAUACAUAUACGUAAGUUAUACAACUCUUUUUCUGAGUAUAAAUAUGACUUGAAAAUUUAUAAAGUACUGCAAUUAGAAUUUCUUUUUUUAUAUGAAUAUUUCUUUUGAGACUAUAUUGAUACGUUUUAGUUUUAAGUCUAUGGAAAAAUGACUCUAAAUUCUAUAAUUUAGUUCAUUUACUUAAUAUCCAUAUAUUAAUCUCAAAUUACAGUAUUACAGUAUGUACUCAGAUGCAGAACUCAGCUGUGAUUAUUGUUAAUGUUUUUAUUUAGCACUUAAUGUUUUUGACGUUAAUAUUUUGUUUUAUAGUGAAAUGUGGCAACGUCUGAUAUAUCUAUUUUAUAACAAAUAAUUUUCAAUAUUACCGACAGAUUUUCUUAAAAAGUGAGUAUAAGAUCACUUUUCAAAUAAGUAUUCAAGUAUAUUGAUAAAUUGUUGACUUAUUUUUGAAAAUUGAUAGGCAUUACAUACGUUGCUACACUUCGUUAUACAAUAAGUUCGUAGUGUGUUCUAUACACAAUUUAUAAUUGUGAAAAAAAAAAUGUAAUGUUUUACUAACCAUAAGGCAUAGAUAGGGUUGAUAAUAUUCUUUAUCUGUGUUUGGUAAUUAUUAAAUUUAUAAAUCUCAAGCAGUAACUUUAAAAAGAUGCAAAGGAUUUUUUUUUAAAUACGUGUGUGAUAUUGAUUAUCCAUUAAUAAACAAAAAUAUAUUUUACCUCAUUACUCAUUUGUAAUCAAUAUUGUAAAUAAAUAAGUUUUUUUUUUU